AUGAUUGUUGUGGCUCCUAUGGAGAUUCGUGUUUUCUCUGAUUUGGUGAACAAGGCUAGAGUUGUGGAAGAAUAUGCAAAGACAGUAGCUUCGUCUAAAGUCACUCAUGGAGGAAACACUAGUAGGGGACGUGACAAGCACUUUCAGCUGAGGGGGCAGAAUUUCAAGAGAGGAGGACAUGCGCCUCAAGGACAAGGAGGCUUCAAAAAGAACCCUUAUAAUCAGUUUCAGUCUGCCAAAGGAAGAGGAAAUCAGAGUAAGAUUUCUCCAGAUUUGACUUGUGUGCAUUGUGGUAGUUUUCAUCCACAUAACUCUUGCAAGAUUGGUUUAGGUGGUUGCUUCAACUGUGGUUUGCCUAGUCACAUUGCGAGAGAUUGCACUCAUGGGAGGAACCCGAAUGCGGGUCAAAUUGCAUUGUAUGAUACUGGAGCUUCACAUUCGUUAAUUUCAUUUGACAAAGUUGAGGAACUAGGCUUGAAAGUGUCAGAAUUGGCAUUUGAAUUGCAUGUACAUACUUCGCAUCAGACGGUUAUGACAAAGUCAGGUUGUAGGCAAUUUAUGUCGAAAGGAGAAAAUAGAGCAGUGAUAGCUGAGGGUUAUUUCCUGAACUCUGUAAUAGUGCACUGUAGCGGGGAAGAGUGUCAGGGUUAUAUUUUGUUGACUGCUAAUGCUUUGGGUGAUGCCUUGAACUUAGAUCAAAUUCUGAUAGUUAGAGACUUUCCAAAGGUGUUUCCGGAAGAUAUUCCUGAGUUCCCUCCUCAAAGGGAGAUUGAAUUUACGAUUGAAUUGGUGCCGGGAGCUGGACUAGUAUCGAUUGCACCGUAUAGAAUGGCUUUGAUAGAGCUGGCUGAACUAAAGAAUCAGUUGGAAAAGCUUCUGAACAAGAGGUUCAUCUGA
Arachis ipaensis is the source of this 897-nucleotide messenger RNA. Lineage: Eukaryota; Viridiplantae; Streptophyta; Magnoliopsida; Fabales; Fabaceae. The record is from RefSeq and is a predicted model, not a curated record.